GGAUGGGGACCGCGGUGCCCGGCGCCCCCUUCUCGCCCGCUGUGUCUGCGUCGCUCCGCACACAGAGUCCGCCUGCGGCAGCGUUGCUGAACCUCCGGGCAGAGGUUGUUGCUGUGGACCAGAGGAUGUGGAGGCACCUACUGAACAGAGCAUUUCUGUAAGAAUCUCAAAAUAUAAGAAACCCAAGUCAGUUUUGGCUACCCAGAAUAGCCACCCCUGUGAGAGUUGUGGACCAGUCUUGAGAGACAUUUUCCUCUUGGUUGACAAUCAGGAAACACAGCACAGCUCAACACUGCUGAGAUGUGGGAGAUGUGCAAAACCAUUUUAUUUCAAUGCACAGGGUCACCAGCACCAGGAGCAGUGGGACACGACAAAGAAUUGUAUCUUAAGUAAUGUGGACAGAGUUUCACUUACAGAGAGCCACAAUUUCCAUAUGUCAUGGAAGCCUUGUACUUCUACUCAGGUUGGAAAGUCCUUCCUCAUCAGCUCAGGUCAUCUCAGGCAAAUGGCUACUCACACCAUGCAUAGGGCAAACAAAAUCUCUAAGUCUGGAAUGACUUUUCAAAGCAGAAAACAUUACAGCCAAAGAGAAUGCAAGAAAGCCAUCGGCCAUGAUCACACACUUGUUGAGAACCACAGAUCCCUUACUGGAAGACAUUGUUUUUUGUGUUGUGAAUGUGGGGAAUCUUUUACCCAUAGUUCUGCCCUCCAUAAUCAUCAGAGAGUUCACAAUGGAGAGAGACCAUAUGAGUGCAGUGAAUGUGGAAAAUCUUUUACCAGUAGCUCUGACAUCUGUGAACAUCACAGAGUUCACACUGGAGAAGGGCCUUAUGAGUUUGGCCAACAUGGAGUAUCUUUUGCCAGUAGGUCUGACCUACAUAAGCAUCACAGAAUUGACGCUGGAGAAAGACCUUAUGAGUGCACUGAAUGUGGAAAAUCUUUUUCUUGUAGUUCUGCCCUUCGUUAUCAUCAGAGGGUUCACACUGGAGAAAGGCCUUAUGACUGUGGUGAAUGUGGAAAAUCUUUUAACAGUAUUUGGGCACUUCAACGUCAUCACCGAGUUCACACUGGAGAAAGACCUUAUGAGUGUGGUGAAUGUGGAAAAUCUUUUAACAGUAGUUGGGCACUUAGGCGUCAUCACAGAUUUCACACUGGAGAAAGGCCUUAUGAGUGCAGUGAAUGUGGAAAAACUUUUCACAUUAGCUGGGACCUUCGAUGUCAUCACAGAGUUCACACUGGUGAAAGGCCUUAUGAAUGCAGUGAAUGUGGGAAAUCUUUUUCCAGUAGCUCUGCCCUCUAUAAACAUCAGAGAAUUCACAUUGGAGAUAGGCCUCAUGAGUGUGGUGAAUGUGGAAAAUCUUUUACCAGUCGCUCUGAGCUCCGUAAACAUCACAGAGUUCACACUGGAGAAAAGCCUUAUGAGUGCACUGAAUGUGGAAAAUCUUUUAAUCGUAGCUAUGCUAUUCGUAAUCAUCAGAGAAUUCACACUGGAGAAAGGCCAUAUGUGUGUGGUGAAUGUGGAAAAUCUUUAACAUGUAGCUCUGCCCUCCGUUAUCAUCAGAGAGUUCACACUGGAAACAGACCUUAUGAGUGUGGUGAUUGUGGGAAAUCUUUUUUCAUUAGCUCUGCCCUUCGUUAUCAUCAGAGAGUUCACACAGGAGAAAGGCCUUAUGAGUGCAGUGAAUGUGGGAAAUCUUAUACCAGAAGCUCUGCCCUCUAUAAACAUCAGAAUUCACACUUGAGGAAGGCCAUAAUAGUGCAGUGAAUGUGGGAAAUGAAUAUACUUGUAGCUCUGCCUUCCAUUGUUAUCAAUGCAUUCACACUGGGUAAAGGCCUUAGGAAUGCACUGAGUGUAGGAAAUUACCACAAUUCUGAUUUCUGUUGUCAAAGAGUUCACACUGGAUAAAUGCUUUAUGAGUGCACUGAAAGGGGGGAAUCUGUUAUCUGUAGCAGUCACCUUUAAUGGCAUCCGAAUUCACACAAAAAUGUUUUAUGAACGUGGUGAAUAUGGGAAGUCUUUUUAUUUGUUAGCAUUAACCUUCAUUGUCAUCAGAGAGUUCACACUGGAGAAUGGCUUUAUGUCUGCAGUGAAUGUGGGAAAUGUUUUUCUUCUAUCAGUGAUUUACACUAUUUUGAGAGACGUUACAUGGCAGAAAUGCAUUUUGAGUUGUGUGAAUAUGGGGUAUAUUUUACCAGUCACCAUUGCCUUUGUUGUCGUCAUUAGAGAAUUUACAAUUUAAGUUCUAAGAAAAUUUGGGAAAUCUUAAUUUUUUUAUCCAUUCCUUUUGUUGUCUUCUGAAAAGUCACACAGGAGAAAGGUUUCACAUAUACAUGUAAUAUAAGAAAUUUUUUUUCUUGUAGCACUAGCCUCUUAUAUUCAGAGAUUUCACUCUGGUGAAAGGCCUUAUGAAUACAGUGAAUGUGAGACAUUCUUUUUCUGUUCUUUCUUAUCAUCAGAGAGUUUACGUAGGAGAUAAGCCUUACGGUGACAUCAAAUAUUGGAAAUCGUUUUUCUCAUAGUCAGGGCCAGCCUUAGCACAGUUCACACUGGUUAAAGGCUUCAAUGAUGAAGUGAACAUCAAAAAUCUUCAACUAUAAGUACAUACCCUUUCGACAUUGUGACGUGUCACUGUGUUAAUGGUUAGAUUUUAAGAAAUGUUUUGUUUUGUUUUUUUCAGUGUAAUGACACUAAAGAAAGCUUUCUCAGGACACGUCUGAGUUUAGUUUUAUAUGUUCACAGUGCAGACAUUCUCAGAAGUUUAAUGUAUAAAUUUUGAAGAACCUAACAAAAGAAUUUCUACUAAAUGUGCUUUUAUGCAUUAUUACUCAUAGUGUAUGUUGGUUGCAUUUCCUCACUCUAAGAAAAUGUUAGUUUAAUAAAUGUAAAUGUUAGCUCUUUCCAUAUGUUCCUCAUGUUAUUUUAGUUGCAUUUCCCUAAGGAUUUAUGAUGAGCAUUUUUACAGCUGUGUAUGUAUUACUGUUUUUAGUAAAAUGUAUACUCUGUAAUUUACCUUUUCUUUUAGUGCCACUAUUUGUAAAGAAGAUUAGCACAAAUUAAUAGCAUGGAGUGAAACAACACAGAUGUAUGUUGUAAUGUUAUCCAUUUUCACUCCUUGAAAUUUUUUGCUUUAUGGAAUAAUUUUUUGGAAUAAUUAUUUGAAAUAUUGGAAAACAUUUCCAAAUUUGGAUUUUCUGCUGUAUACAAUGUAGUAGGUACAUAAUAUAUACUUUAAGGAAUAAUCUACAUUAUUAACACAUUUCAUCACUUUUGUAAAUUCAAAAUAUUUCUAAUAUAAUAAAAAGCCUUGCUUUUUAGUGUUCACCCAUUUUUAUGGUUUACUGCUUGGUUCGCUGGUCUGGAGGAGGACUUCAAUGUGCACUGCCACUGGGUGGUAUGAGUAUGAACAAGUAUUUGUUGAACCUCUAUGUACUCCC
This is a messenger RNA of Phyllostomus discolor (pale spear-nosed bat), 3435 nucleotides long. Its product is annotated as zinc finger protein 883-like. Gene Ontology annotation, molecular function: DNA-binding transcription factor activity, RNA polymerase II-specific; RNA polymerase II cis-regulatory region sequence-specific DNA binding. Bases 434 to 1765 code for a protein of 443 amino acids. The transcript has 2 exons. The record is from RefSeq and is a predicted model, not a curated record. NCBI's taxonomy places the organism in Eukaryota, Metazoa, Chordata, Mammalia, Chiroptera, Phyllostomidae. Gene Ontology annotation, biological process: regulation of transcription by RNA polymerase II.